This is a messenger RNA of Durotheca rogersii, 831 nucleotides long. RefSeq lists its product as uncharacterized. The transcript has a single exon. The record is from RefSeq and is a predicted model, not a curated record. Lineage: Eukaryota; Fungi; Ascomycota; Sordariomycetes; Xylariales; Xylariaceae. Bases 104 to 739 code for a protein of 211 amino acids.
UAGGAGACGGCGACAUAGAUGGGGGCAAGGAGAGAGGGAGGAGGGGUGGGGUUACCGGCGCUGGGAUACGGACUGAAUAGAGUGGGUGACGGAAUAGACGACAAUGAUGACGACGAGGCGGCCCGAGGAGAGGGAAUUGGUGAAGGGGGAGGGAUCUUACGGCGGCAAGGACGGGGGAAAGGGGAAAGGGGAAAGGAGGAGGGGGAUCAAGGGCGGCGGGGAUACGAGGUACGACGACGGACGGACGGACGGACUGGCUCUGUACGAUACUACUAAUUCUAUUACUUGCCCUGCCUACCUACCUCUAUGUCUCCUGCUUUGCUCACCCUCCCUCUGCCUAAUCGUGCUAACGUCUGUCUUCCCUCCCUCCUGGCGCUACGCCGCGCUACCCGUACGGCGUCCGCCCGGUGGCGUGGCGGGGCGGCGUGGCGGGGCGGGGGGAACUAGUGUUUUACUCUUGUCUGUCCCUUUUCUUCUUUUUUCUCGAGUCCCUUCUCUUUUGUUUCUACUAGUUCCUUCCCGCCGCCCACGCACCCACCCGCGUCUCCCUCCCGCAGCCUUUCUUUCUUUCUUUCUUUCUUUUUUUAUCAGGCUUUUUUUCUUUCUUUUUUCUUUUUUUUUUUCCUUCGUGUGGAGCGAGGAGCGGGACGGGGUCUCUGGGGCAGCAGCAGCGGAGGACGUGUGCGCGUUGCGGGAUAGGGAGGGAGACGAGGACGGGGCGGGCUGGAUGGCGGCGUAGGGUGCGCGAGCCGCCUGCGCGUGUGUGCGGGGACGGGGUAGGUAUAUUGGGCUGGGCGCGGGGGGUGCGGGGGUUUGAGCCGGGCGGCGCGA